AUGAACGUCAAGGACAAUUUUGUGAACUCCGUGGUGCAGAAGUGCGGCCCUGCCGUCGUACGCGUGCAGACCGAGCAGAAGGUUGAGAUCCCGGCCUUGGGCAACGCGGAGAUUUUCUCCUUCUUCUUCGGGGUACGACCGGAGAGAACACAGGAGCGAACGAGGAAGGGCCAGGGCUCUGGCUUUUGCGUGGACGGCAAGGCCGGCUUCAUUCUGACCAAUGCCCACGUAGUUCAAGGAGCCGACAGGAUCUCGGUCAAUUUCGCUGGGCGACACGCUUCACUGGAAUGUGACCUCCUGGAGACUGAUGAGGUCAUUGACCUGGCAGUGCUUCAAGUGAAGGACAGGUCCAAGCUGCCUCUGCCAUCCAUGGCAAUGGGCCACAGCGAGUCGGUGAAGACUGGGGACUGGGCCAUUGUCCUAGGCAACCCUUUAGGCCUGCAGAACACGUGCACUCUGGGCAUCGUCUCCUCUUUGGAGCGGUCCACAGGGGAGACAGGCUUCGACUGGAUGAGGCACCCUCUUCUCCAGACCGAUGCCGCGGUGAACCAAGGGAAUAGUGGUGGCCCGAUGCUCAACGAGAUUGGAGAGGUCAUUGGCAUGAUCAGCAUGAGGGCCCUCUUCGGAGAGGGGAUCGGCUUUGCCGUGCCAGUGGACUCGAUCAGGAGUGCCCUUCCGAGCCUCCUGUCGGGCAAGAAGGUGCCAAGAUCGUACAUCGGCCUCAAGAUGAAGUCGAGCUUGGAGGAGCAACCGCACGAGGGCGCAUUCAUUGACGUGGUGCUGAACGGUAGCCCCGCAGCGGAAGCCGGGUUGAAGGAGGACGAUCAGAUCGCGGAAGUGAACGGACACAAAGUGCGUCACUUUGACGAGGUGCAGAUGGCAGUUCGCUCAGCUUCCGUGGGCAGCCGGCUGAAGCUGAAGGUGAGGCGGGGCAAAGAGUCUCUGUCCAAGACGCUGACCACCGCGGACAUCCGAAAGCUGCGAGAGGCGGGUCCCCAGGCCAGCCCAAAGCCGCAACACCGUGUGGUCAUUAUACCCUGA
Effrenium voratum is the source of this 1041-nucleotide messenger RNA. NCBI's taxonomy places the organism in Eukaryota, Dinophyceae, Suessiales, Symbiodiniaceae. The record is from the annotation of a GenBank genome assembly.